AUUUCACUCUCAUCAUCUGUAGCAGUUUCUUCAUAAUUAGCGAAACCAGCUAUUUCCGUCUCCAUUGCCUGAAAAAGUUGUAUCGCGUCUUGUUUGGUUGGAUCGUGUGGAUUGAUUUGGAUGGUCUGAUUGUUCUCAAGCAUGGCAACAAAUAAGAGCACGAGAGAAGUGCUCUUGUCUAUCGUAGAUGACAUUGAAUUAAUAGCGAAAGAGCUCAUCGAAAAUACAAUUGCACAGAAGCAUUUGAAGCUAUCCAGUGCGGAGCAUCUUCAACUUACUGAAUUACUUGUAGCGAAGGACAAUGAACUUAAGUUGACAUUAAAAAAGGCUGCUGAACAAGCUAAGAUCAAUUUGAAAAUGGAAGCCCUAAAGGCAGAGGUCGAUAGGCAGGAUCAAGACAUUCAGCAACUACAGCGUCAGUUAAAAGAAGCUGAGCAGAUUCUUGCUACAGCCAUAUAUCAAGCCAAACAGAAGCUGCAGUCUAUAGCUCGGGCUAAUAAAAGGCCUGUUCCUUCCGAGGAACUCAUUAAGUUUGCCCACAGGAUUAGUGCCUCUAAUGCAGUUUGUGCGCCGCUUACCUGGCAGCAAGGAGAUCCUCGCAGACCAUAUCCAACGGAUAUUGAAAUGAGGUUAGGAUUCCUAGGUAGAUUAAGUGAUCUUCCUCCAAAUGGACAGAUAUUGGGCUCGCAUCCAGGAAUUUCAUCCGACCUUCAUCGCGCGGGUCAUCCAGCAGGAGAACCACCAGUCUCGCAGGCAAAUCAGUUUGCAUGGCAUCCUUCUGGGGAAAUUCACAUGUCCAUGGGUGGACAAGGUAGCGUCGCUAUGAAUACUCACAAACAGGAAACAGAAGAUGUCGAGGUCAUGUCUACAGAUUCCUCGAGCAGUUCGUCGAGUGAUUCACAAUAAAAACUUCAGAAUAAGUCCAAAGCAAUAGCUUAAGAUUAGCAAGUAGAAAUUCAUCUUCAUCUGAAUUUUGUCUCAUAUAAGCAUCUUUAAAGACUGAUAUGAAAUCAUGAAUGAUUGUAUUUAUAGAUAAGCAACUUUAAUUCUCUUACAGCGUUGAUUAAAUUAAACUAACUUAAAAAUUAGAAACAUUU
Molecule: messenger RNA, 1097 nt
Organism: Orussus abietinus
Lineage: Eukaryota; Metazoa; Arthropoda; Insecta; Hymenoptera; Orussidae
Gene: MED4
Product: mediator of RNA polymerase II transcription subunit 4
Exons: 5
Coding region: 142-906 (254 amino acids)
Biological process (GO): regulation of transcription by RNA polymerase II
Cellular component (GO): core mediator complex; mediator complex
Molecular function (GO): transcription coregulator activity
Source: RefSeq, a predicted model, not a curated record